Molecule: messenger RNA, 639 nt
Organism: Cavia porcellus (domestic guinea pig)
Lineage: Eukaryota; Metazoa; Chordata; Mammalia; Rodentia; Caviidae
Gene: S100a9
Product: S100 calcium binding protein A9
Exons: 3
Coding region: 164-526 (120 amino acids)
Biological process (GO): neutrophil chemotaxis; chronic inflammatory response; response to lipopolysaccharide
Cellular component (GO): cytoplasm; nucleus
Molecular function (GO): calcium-dependent protein binding; calcium ion binding
Source: RefSeq, a predicted model, not a curated record
CUGCCCUGCUUUACCCGCCUCCCUGGCAAGGUUGCCACAUGGCUCUCCUGUGAGGCAAUCUUCCCCCGAGAAGGCCAUAUGUUCCUGCCAAAGGCUGCCUAUAAAUGCUGGGGCAGCCCAGGUGUGUCAGGUGCAGUGUCUCCUUCGCUCUGAGUGCAAGAAGAUGGCAGCCAAUAAGUCGCAGCUGGAACGCAGCUUAGAAACCAUUAUCAACACUUUUCACAAGUACUCUAGGCUGUCCGGACACCCAGACACCUUAAACAAGAACGAAUUCAAAAAACUCACGGAAACGGAGCUGGCAAACUUCCUCAAGUGUGAGAAUAGAAAAGAAGAUGAAAUAAAUGACAUCAUGCAGGACCUGGACACAAACCAGGACCAGCAGUUGAGCUUUGAGGAGGUCAUCAUGCUGUUUGCCAGGCUGAUCAAUGCCUCCCAUGAGAAGAUGCAUGAGGAGGGACACCACCGUGCUCCGGACCACAGCCAUGGGCCAGGCCUUGGAGAGGGUGUGAAAGGCCAUUGCCAUUAAUUAGGAGGCCAGGCCACUCUGCACCUGCCCAACCAUGUUCAUAGAAAAUAUGUGCUAUAUCAUCUUGAAUGUGGGGCUGGGCGUGGGGGAAAUAAAGUCUUUCUGUAUGCCAA